AUGUUCUCCCGUACCGCUAUCCGAAGCUGGGUUAACAAGAACACCAAGGUUAUUUGCCAAGGUAUCACCGGAAAGCACGGCACCUUCCAUACCGAGCAAGCUAUUGCUUAUGGUACAAAGAUGGUUGGUGGUGUGAACCCCAAGAAGGCGGGAAUGACCUAUCUUGGUCUGCCUGUCUUUGGUACUGUUUCUGAGGCUGUGAAGGCAACAGGAGCUGAUGCCACUGUUAUCUACGUUCCUGCCCCUCACUGUGCUGCAGCCGUUGAGGAAGCUCUCGAUGCUGAAGUUCCCCUUGUGGUUGUCAUUACUGAGGGAAUUCCUCAGUGGGACAUGCUCCGUGUAAAAUCUAUGCUUCUUUCUCAGAACAAGACCCGCCUUAUCGGUCCCAACUGCCCUGGUAUUAUCAAGCCUGAAGAAUGCAAGAUUGGUAUUAUGCCUGGACAUAUUCACAAGAAGGGAUGCAUUGGUGUGGUUUCACGAAGCGGUACAUUAACCUAUGAGGCUGUUGCUCAGACUACUGCAGCCAAUCUUGGACAAUCACUCUGCGUCGGAAUUGGUGGUGAUCCGUUCAACGGAACCAACAUGAUUGAUUGUGUAAAGUUGUACCUUGAGGAUCCCGAAACCGAGGGUAUUAUUCUCAUUGGUGAGAUUGGUGGAAGCGCAGAAGAAGAAGCUGCUGAAUUCAUCAAGAACCACCCCAUUAAAAAGCCAGUGGUCUCCUUCAUUGGUGGCGCGACAGCUCCUCCCGGCCGCCGUAUGGGCCACGCUGGUGCUGUGGUCUCUGGUGGACAGGGCACGGCCAAGGGUAAGAUGGACGCACUGGAGGCUGCAGGUGUUAUCAUUUCCCACUCACCGGCCCAACUUGGUAACCAUAUGGCUGAGGCUAUCAAGAAGAAGCGCGGAACGGCGUAG
Molecule: messenger RNA, 912 nt
Organism: Trypanosoma theileri
Lineage: Eukaryota; Euglenozoa; Kinetoplastea; Trypanosomatida; Trypanosomatidae
Product: succinyl-CoA synthetase alpha subunit
Exons: 1
Coding region: 1-912 (303 amino acids)
Biological process (GO): tricarboxylic acid cycle
Cellular component (GO): mitochondrion; succinate-CoA ligase complex (ADP-forming)
Molecular function (GO): succinate-CoA ligase (GDP-forming) activity; succinate-CoA ligase (ADP-forming) activity
Source: RefSeq, a predicted model, not a curated record